Messenger RNA from Nerophis ophidion (straightnose pipefish), 4505 nucleotides. It is a transcript of the gene kctd3, whose product is annotated as potassium channel tetramerization domain containing 3. The coding region runs from base 351 to 2885 and encodes 844 amino acids. The transcript has 19 exons. NCBI's taxonomy places the organism in Eukaryota, Metazoa, Chordata, Actinopteri, Syngnathiformes, Syngnathidae. Gene Ontology annotation, biological process: protein homooligomerization. Gene Ontology annotation, molecular function: protein binding. The record is from RefSeq and is a predicted model, not a curated record.
CCUCUCGCUGUGCUUGUACUCUUUGCACAGCUGGUUCACGUUGAUGCUGCGUAAGAUGUUAUUUACGACCUAGAUGCCCGUCACUGGCGGCCACUCUGUCACCAUUUAGCUUUUGGAAAACAACCACUUUGUGUGUGUGGGGGGGAUACAAGGAAAGGCCGUCCACAUAUUGUGUGCACGUUAGGGCGGUUGUAUGGCGGGAGGGACGCGGCGGAGGGUGUCAGGCUGCCGGGUCUUGACUCUGGACAUCAGUGGCAGAGCCCCCGGAGAGGAGCGCGGUGUUAGCAUGCUAGCUGUGGUCAUGCUGCCCUGACUUGGAUCCACUUGUUGUCCUGCUCGCUUCGCUCAUCAUGGCGGCGAACGGGGGCGACCUCACGACAGGAAUGGGGGAAAUCAUCCAGCUGAACGUGGGAGGGACACGGUUCAGCACCUCCAGGCAGACCCUCAUGUGGAUCCCCGACUCCUUUUUCUCAAGUCUGCUGAGUGGAAGAAUAUCCACUCUUCGGGAUGAAACUGGAGCUAUAUUUAUUGACAGAGAUCCUACAGCUUUUGCACCAAUUCUAAAUUUCCUCCGAACCAAAGAACUGGAUCUGCGUGGCGUCAACAUCAGCGUUCUGCGACAUGAAGCAGAGUUCUAUGGCAUAACUCCCAUAGUGCGGCGCCUUCUGCUGUGCGAAGAACUGGACCGCUCAUCAUGUGGUAGCGUUCUCUUCCAUGGUUACCUUCCACCGCCAGUCAUCCCUGGUCGCAAGUCAAGCUCCGCCCACUCCUGUGACGAGCGCUCAGGCACCAGUGGAGUGGAAGGAUUACCUCACGGUGGUCCCCCUUCAACCCCUCCAAUCCCUGGCUCACCUGGAUCAGAUGACACACACAAACUCGGACCUGACCCUCGCAAGGUGCUCAUUGUAGCAGGGCACCACAACUGGAUUGUAGCGGCGUACGCACACUUUGUCAUCUGCUACAGGAUAAAGGAAUCUACUGGAUGGCAGCAAGUGUUCUCUUCUCCUUACCUUGACCGGACAAUUGAACGCAUCGCGCUCAAUGCCAAGGUGGUGGGUGGGCCGCACGGAGACAAGGACAAGAUGGUGGCAGCUGCCUCAGAAAGCAGCAUCAUCCUAUGGAGCAUCCAAGAUGGAGGCAGCGGCAAUGAGAUAGGUGUGUUUAGCCUCGGUGUGCCUGUGGAUGAUCUCUUCUUCAUUGGAAACCAGCUGGUGGCUACCAGUCACACGGGGAAGGUUGGAGUUUGGAACGCUGUCACGCAGCACUGGCAGGUUCAAGAUGUUGUUCCCAUCACCAGCUGCGACACAGCAGGAUCCUUCCUCUUACUGGGCUGCAACAAUGGCUCCAUUUACUACAUAGACAUGCAGAAGUUUCCACUGAGGAUGAAAGAUAACGACCUUCUGGUGACGGAGUUAUAUCAUGACCCCUCCAACGACGCUAUCACCGCUCUGUCUGUCUACCUCACACCCAAAACCAGUGUGAGUGGCAACUGGAUCGAGAUUGCUUACGGGACAAGCAGUGGUGCAGUGAGAGUCAUCGUGCAGCACCCAGAGACCGUUGGCUCGGGUCCUCAGCUCUUCCAGACCUUCACCGUGCACAGGAGCCCUGUGACCAAGAUCAUGCUGUCUGAAAAACAUUUGGUCUCAGUGUGCGCUGAUAACAACCACGUCAGGACUUGGACAGUGACACGCUUCCGAGGGAUGAUCUCCACCCAGCCGGGGUCCACACCUUUGGCCUCCUUCAAAAUACUCUCCUUGGAGGAAACUGAGAGCCAUGGCAGCUACUGCUCAGGAAAUGAUAUCGGUCCAUUUGGAGAGAGAGAUGAUCAACAGGUGUUCAUCCAGAAGGUCAUCCCGGUUACCAACAAACUCUUUGUCAGGCUCUCGUCCACAGGGAGAAGAAUCUGUGAAGUCCAAUCUGUGGAUGGGACCACCAUCUCUUGCUUUAUGGUUCGAGAGUGCGAAGGUUCCAGCCGGAUGGGAUCCAGACCACGUCGCUAUCUGUUUACUGGCCACAGCAAUGGUAGCAUCCAGCUGUGGGACCUGACCACCGCAAUGGACACUGCCAAUAAAGGAGAGGAGAAGAAGAAAGAAGAUGUUGGUGGACCCACAGAAGAAGAACUGUUGCAGCUGUUGGACCAGUGUGAUCUAAGCACCUCCCGUUGUGCCACACCUAAUAUUAGCCCCGCCCCUUCUGUGCUGCACCAUCCACACCUCAGAGAAUCUUGCUCAAGUCUGCAGUUGCAGACCCAGGAAGUCGUCCCAGACAACCAGGCCACCUACGGGGCUGUGCGGCCCUACAGAGAGAGCCCCCUGCUGGCCCGCGCUAGACGAACAGAGUCCUUCCACAGCAACCGAGACUUCCAGAACUUCAGCUUCAGUCGAGGUGUCCAAAACAGUACCGAUCAGACCACCGACACCCGCCGCUCACUCUGUGACUUUGGGCCUGAGGAGAGCGAGAGGCGGCUGUCGGCCAUGGAGUUCUGGAGCUGCCGCAGUGCCAAUGCCAACAUCGGAGCUUCGACCACUUCCGUCAGGACCAAGGGAGAUGGCGGGAGUCAGGAAUCUCCACGGCAACCCCCUGAUAGCCCCAUUUCAGGAGCAGGUGAUGCCAGGCGUAAGGUGCAACUGCAGUCUGAGGAGGGUGACGUUCUGGGAGAUGGGAUCAAGGCGGAGGGAAGUGUGAAAAAGAGGGGAGUGCUGGAUGUUGGCUUUCUAGGGAGGAAGAGGGCGCCACCGGUGCCCCUUCCAUCCUCUGGCUCUGAAGGUGGAGGCAGCGACUCCUCGACUAACGCUUCGCCAUCACCAACCAAACUGGCGGUGUCCACCUCACCACGACACAGGAAGUUGGACAUAGAGUCAUCCAGUCUGGACAGCAGCCUCUGAUGGAGUUCACCAACAUUCCAAAGACUGAAUGUGAGUCUGUCUCUGUGUCUGUCCUGUCCUGAAACUCAACUGUUCCUUUGUUACAAGCAACACUUACAUCACAGAAGCUAAAGUUUGUUGUGCUGGCUCAAAAGGUACAAAAACAUUCCCGUUAAAGUGAACUAAACGUAUGCGUAACAGACGCAUAGCUUUUUUUUCUUCUUUUUAUAACAUGACAGUCUCACGAGUGUGCCGGUUAUGCAAGAUGCACAACAAUACAUACACAAAGAAGACAAGAUGGUCACAUUGCAGCAAGAUACAUAAGUAAGCUUGUUGAUAACGUUUCACUCUCUUACUUUAUUGCCAUGAGAAGCACUGAAUUUCAAGUCCAAAGCAUGCAUUAUGAAAAAAUACAACCAGAUGAAAAUUAUUCUGAAAAUGUUUAUAAAAUAUUAAAACAGGAGAAAACAAGUUGAUGGAACACUUGAGGAACUCCUUUUAGCAUGAGUGAAAAUGUUUCUUUAAUAUACGAACCUAGUAUACAUCCAUUAUUUUUCACUUUCUUUUAUAAAAUGUUAUUAGCACUUAUUUGUUCACAGUGGUGCCUCUGCCUGUGCAAGAUUACUACGCAAAUUAUUAUUUAUUUUUGUACAGUUUUAAAAGUGAUCCUACACUCUUAUCACUUUAUCGUGUUUUGUCGUGUGUGUGUGUGUGUGUGUGUGCCUUAUUCAAUGUGUUUAUCACACUAUUGGUGUGCUUUAAAAAGAAAUGAAGGCAUUAUAUGACAAACUGACACCAGGUUAAGUGAUCAAUUGGAUGUUGUAAAUAGUAGAUUAUAACUGGAACGUGUAGUUUGUGCAAGUGUUCAAAGAGAAUAUUCUUCUUAAGCCGCACACGGUACUUUACAUGAAUUGCUAAAUAACAACAAAACAGACCAUGACAAGAAAUACAACUACAUGAAGACGUCUUGUGCAACAUUCUUGUCGUGCAUUUAGUAGUUUUUUUGUGUCUGAAAAAGAUGUUCACACACUAACUGGAUAGAAAUGAAAAUAUUCCAAUGAUGGAUUCAUAUCUAUGAUGUUUUGAGGUCAUUUGUGUAUUGUUGCUAAUCAUACAUAUAUUAUAUAUACUAUUGGACCUGACUUCAUUUGCACUAUAUAAGACUCAUUUUAUUUUAUAUAGAAUAUAUAAAUAUAUCAAUGUAUUAUGUUGUGUUCACAUGCUAGUGAGCAUGUGUACCUAUAUUAUUAUUUUUGUUUUAUGCUUGAAAUGUUCUAUUAGGAUAAGAUUGAUAGCAGCGUUACCUAAAACUUGUUCAAACUGAACACUCCAAUAAACACUACAGUAAUUAAGUAAAACAAGUAUUUGGGUCAUUUUGUUUAAAGAUGUGUUCAAAGUAAUUAGGAUUGUUUGCCAAAUGUUCUAUAUGUGAGGAAUAACUUUUUAUAAAUGUAUGAGAUUAUUCUUGACUCAACAGCACUGCUGAGUUGAAAGGUCAAAUUAGCUUCUUUUCAGUGGACAUAUUGCACACAACUAUAUUUAUCUUAUACAGUGUAAAAUAAAUGAUAUUUAAAAACAUAAUUUUGAAUCAAUUGUAUUUCUAAAUGUAUUUUUAGGAACAAUUGUUUUUCUAAGCUUUAA